CGGGGCCUGGCACUGCCAUGUGGUUUGGGCUGGCACUGGAUGCAUUGUUCCCCCAUCGCAGCCAGGGAUUUCUCUUCCCAGCACUACAGUCACAGAGCAGAGGGGGAGAGUAGUGAUAACUAUUAGCUUGGGCAUCGAAAGGCCGCUCCAGUUCCUCUGAGGACUUUUACAUUUUUGGAAUUCUGUUUAUUUCUCUCCCUCCAUGGCCUCUUUCUUGUAAUGGAAACCAGGAUGAGGAAAAUCCAGGCACUCAGAGACGACUCCUGGUUAUAGUCCUCGUCAGGGAUUCUGUAAACUCUGCUUUCUGUUUCAGCUGUGGAGAGGAAACCUGAAGGCAUUGACUGUUUUGGACCAGAGAUUCCGGUCCCCGUACCAGACAGUUGUGACGGGACGGAGGAGUGGACACAAACUAAGGACCCUCUUCGCUACAGCCAGCCGUGUUGGAUGCAGCUGAAUAACAAGCUGAGAAAAAGAAAGAGCACUGGACUCUCCUGCUCCAUUCUGAGGACUGCCAUCCAUGUGGUGGUAUGAAGAGACUGUGAGUCAGGAGAAACACAAUCAGAUGGGAGCAGAUUGAUAGAGAGAAAGAAAGGAGAGAAAGGAGAGAAAGGAGAGAAAGAAAGGUAGAGGUGUGAGUGUCAAGGUGCCCUCCUGACCCCAAGGUGAUAGCACCAGUCAAGGCAGCAGGAUGACCAGCCUGUUCAGGCGAAGCAACAGUAAUGGAGGCUCCGGUGGAGGAGGAGGGGGAGGUGGUGGUGGUUCUACCCCAGGAGAGCUCAACAACAGCCGGCCUAACCGACAGGUGCGGCGCCUGGAGUUCAACCAGGCCAUGGAGGACUUUAAGAUCAUGUUCCCCACCAUGGAUUACGAGGUCAUCGAGUGCGUCCUGCGCUCCAACAACGGGGCGGUGGACGCCACCAUCGACCAGCUCCUCCAGAUGAGCAUCGAUGGAGAGGGAUCAGAUGACAGCUCUGACUCCGAUGAUAGCAUCCCACCAGAGAUUCUGGAGAGGACAUUAGAACCUGACAGUUCCGACGAGGAACCUCCCCCCGUCUACUCACCGCCCACUUAUGACAUGCACAUCUACGACAGGAAGUACCCCGAGGCCCCGCCCACUCCCCCACCCCGGUUUGAGGCCCAGCUCCCUCCAGGUCACCGGCAGGUCCGCAGCUACAGGAACUGGAAUCCACCGUUGCUUGGCAACCUGCCAGAUGAUUUCCUGCGGAUCCUGCCACAGCAACUAGAUAGUAUACAGGGCUCACAGAGCAGUCUGUCCCAGCCUUCUUCCUCCUCUCUGUCCUCCAUCGCCCAGCAGACAACCCAGGGAGGUGUCUCCAAGCCAGGGACUGAUGGAGCCCUAGGGGCACCUGGAGGGCCAGGUGGUCCCGGGGGCAUGGCAGGGGUAGGCACGGAGCAGGAGCGUAAACUGAAGCAGUACCUGGAUGAUGAACGCAUCGCUCUGUUCCUCCAGAACGAGGAGUUCAUGAGGGAGCUGCAGCGCAACCGCGAGUUCCUCGUCGCCCUGGAGAGAGAUCGCUUGAAGUACGAAUCAAAGAAAUCCAUGUCCAAUCAUUCAUCCUCUUACAUGGAGAAUUCCACAGCAGGAGAGCACUGUGCUUCGAGGUCGAUGGAGGCCUGUACUGCUGUGUCAGAUGACGCCAUGUUCAGAGACAAACUCAAACACAUGGGCAAAUCAACAAGAAAGAAGCUGUUUGAAAUCGCCAGAUCAUUCUCUGACAAGACAAAGAGAAGAAAGUUAAAAAGAAGAACGCUCCUGAAGCACCAGUCACUGGGCACAGCCAACUCCACAGCCAACCUCCUGGAAGAUGUGGAGGGAAGCCCAGAAGAGGGUCAGCCCAGAAGAUCAGACACUCAGGAAGACGAUGUGCCACACAAGGAGCCUUUGUCAUGAUUCUCCAAGGCUGUACCACAUCAGGGUUUCCAUGGUGACAGCAGAAUGACCCAUGGCUGGUGGCCACGCAAUACUUUGGCUCCUCCCUCCUCUAACACAGAUCAGCCAAUCCCAGGCCCAGAAGUGACCUGGGACCACCCCCCUCGCUCAGGAGGAGAGGAAGCAGACUGCUACCACCUAUCCUUAACUCUGACUGUUCAUAACCGCAUUGGAUAACCCUUAUAAUCUCUGUAUUAUAACUCUUCAUUAAUAUAUGACUUCAUAUGUAAAGGGCAGAUGCAUUAGUCUUUUGACAGUUCUUUUUUGUCGUUGUAUCAGCUCCCUUUAAUCCCCAUUGCAGAAUGCUUGUCAGCCUUGCUGGUGAUGAUCUUAACAUAUGGACUCAUCUAGUGUUACCAGUCUAAUAUCUUUGAUAUGGCUGGGGUAGGUCACUCUAGAGCCAAAGUGUGCACAAGCACCUCUGAAAUGUCCCAUAAUAAACCAUGUUCACUCCCAGUACCCAUGUGUUGCUAUGCCCAUUUGGUCACAGUUUUAAACAGACAGUAACCAGUGAUGAUGUGGCUUGUGUUUAAACAACACCUCAACUAGAAUCACAGCCUAAUCCAAGUUCAAUCCCAUGUUUCCUGAAAGUUCAGGACACAGAAACAACUUGUAAACAGAGACUCUCAUAUUACAGUUGACUCCCCCUUGUAAAUCUGGAUUUGCCUCGGAGCAAUUUGACAGGAGAUGAUAUCAUCAGAGACCUGUGUGUGUCAGUCAAGGGGUUGUUAAGUUGCCCUGCUCAAAUGUCAACAAACCCUUCUGUUGCACCCUCCUAUAUCAAAGAGGCAUUCAAACCUGCCAAAAGGGUCACUUGUUCCAAGCGGGUCAUAUUUCAUCCCAUAUUGUUAUGUCAAUGUGUAACUAAAUGCCAAGUGUAACCUUUAAUCCCAUUUCAGGAACUCUGACAAACUUCUUAAGAUUUCAUACGAACUGAAAUAUCCCUCAAGCUAACUGACUGCCAUAUCUCACUAUUCUCAUGUCUUUUUCAAUACAGCAUUUAUAUACUAACCCUAUCUCGUUGAGAGUAAGGAGGGGUGCAUAUUGCUGAACUCGUGUUAUUGAUGAGUACACAAUAAUAUAACUAGUAGAAAUAUUUGAUAAACAAAUAUGCCAGUGAUCUGUGCACAUUGUUGAUAAACAUGUGUUUUGUUAUGUGGUGUAAUGGGAAGUGUUGGGUAUGGAGAGAGCAAAGCAGAACGUGAUAUGGAUGAUGCCUCUGUGAGGUGAGGACUGGCAUUGAUCUUGAUUAGAUGCUGUUGGGUAUAUCGGUAGAAAAGAGGAGAAGGCUGAUGAUGACCCAGCGCUGUGAUAUGAGUUUCAACAGACAGUCGAGCUAGAUUUAAAGUCAACCCUUUGAGCCACUAUCUGAUUCGUAAGGUUUCACAUUGAUCCGUCACUUUCCCAACUAUUGGAAAUGAUUACUGUCUUAUUCUGAAGCCUUCUCGCCGAAGGGUGCUCUUUGCUCACGAUCGUUAAAAAGGAAGGGACAGACUGGUGUAGGAAACUCUCUCCACCAUGCUUCUAAAAAUUCUGUUUUAAAAUUGAUGCAUAAAAGUGAGCAAACCAAGUGCACACUUUAGGGAGAGGGUGGGGAAUUGGAACACCAAUUCAUUCACUCUACCUUCUUAAAUGGAUUUACAUGUAAAUGUUUUGCUACCUCUCAAUCUAGAUGGCUCCAUGAUUGAAACGUAUGUUUUUACUAUUGAAAUUUAAGAUGAUUCAAAUCAAAUCACCCAUUUACAGUUUUUCCUUGAUUUAGGAAUGAGACAUGUUUUAACCCCUUCUCUGUCAGGAUGUUGACAGAAGACCUCAUUGGUGAAAGGUCAUGUGUUGUAUAUAAGGAGAAAGGUAUGUUUGUUGAAUAUACGGAGAAAGUUUUGUAUGUACAAGUAUUGAUUGUGUGAAGGGAGGCUGAAAUCGACCCUUUCAGUGUUCUUUUUGAAGUCUUGAUGUUAUGGAUUGGGUUUGGAAUUAUGCCCCUUUGACAAUUUCUGUCUGUUGUCAUUUUCUUGUUUGUUAGUUUUGCUCUCAGCAUUUUUCUCAUAUAGGUCUUCACAAACUCUCUAAACAUGUUUGCCAAUAAAAUGUGUUUAUUGUCCUUGCCAUAAUGAAAAAGAUUUGCCAUAAUGUCACCCACUCCUUUAUACUGUUAUUGAGCGGCAGAUAGGGGGCGCCAUUAUCCAGUUUACUCAAACUGCCAUCAGAUUAUCCAGACUUCAUUGUUACUGUCAUGCUAUUCACAUCAGUGGAGGAUGCUGAGGGGAGGAUGGCUCAUAAUAAUGGCUGGAAUGGAGCGAUUGGAAUGGCAUCAAACACAUAGAAACCAUGUGUUGGAUACCAUUAAACUGAUUGCGCUCCAGCCAUUACCACAAGCCCGUCCUCCCCAAUUAAGGUGCCACCAAACUCCUGUGAUCCACAUUCAUAUCCAUAGAGGUAUUUCAAAUGGGUUUUUGUAAUAUAUACUACCGUUCAAAAGUUUGGAGUGACUUAGAAAUGUCCUUGUUUUUCAAUUUUUUUGUCCAUUUUAAAAUAACAUCAAAUUGAUCAGAAAUACAGUGUAGACAUUGUUAAUGUUGUAAAUGACUAUUGUAGCUGGAAACAGCUGAUUUUUAUGGAAAACUCUACAUAGGUGUACAGAGGCCCAUUAUCAGCAACUGUCACUCCUGUGUUCCAAUGGCACAUUGUGUUAGCUAAUUCAAGUUGAUCAUUUUCAAAGGCUAAUUGAUCAUUAGAAAACCCUUUUUCCAAUUAUGUUAGCACAGCUGAAAACUGUUGUUCUGAUUAAAGAAGCAAUAAAACUGGCCUUCUUUAGACUAGUUGAGUAUCUGGAGCGUCAGCAUUUGUGGGUUCGAUUACAGACUCAAAAUUCCCAGAAACAAAAUAAUUUUCUUCUGAAACUUGUCAGUCUAUUCUUGUUCUGAGAAAUGAAGGCUAUUCCAUGCGAGAAAUUGCCAAGUAGCUGAAUAUCUCGUACAGUGCUGUGUACUACUCCCUUCACAGAACAGUGCAAACUGUCUCUAACCAGAUUAGAAAGAGUGGGAGGCCCUGGUGCACAACUGAGCAAGAGGACAAGUACAUUAGUGUCUAGUUUGAGGAACAGAUGCAUUAUUUUCAGUCCUCAACUGGCAGCUUCAUUAAAUAGUACCCGCAAAACACCAGUCUCAAUGUCAACAGUGAAGAGGCGACUCUGGGAUGCUGGCCUUCUAGGCAGAGUUCCUCUGUCCAGUGUCUGUGUUCUUUUGCCCAUCUUAAUCUUUUAUUUUUAUUGGCCAGUCUGAGAUAUGGCUUUUUCUUUGCAACUCUGCCUAGAAGGCCAGCCAGUUGAGGACUUUUGAGGCACCUGUUUCUCAAACUAGACACUAAUGUACUUGUCCUCUUGCUCAGUUGUGCACCGGGGCCUCCCACUCUUUCUAUUCUGGUUAGAGCCAGUUUGUACUGUUCUGUGAAGGGAGUAGUACACAGUGUUGUACAAGAUUUUCAGUUUCUUAGCAAUUUCUCACAUGGAAUAGCCUUCAUUUCUCAGAACAAGAACAGCCCAACAAGUUUCAGAAGAAAGUGCUUUGUUUCUGGCCAUUUUGAGCCUGUAAUCGAACCCACAAAUGCUGAUGGUCCAGAUACUCAACUAGUCUAAAGAAGGCCAGUUUUAUUGCUUCUUUAAUCAGAACAACAGUUUUCAGCUGUACUAAAAAAAUAGCUUUUCUUUCAAAAGCAAGGACAUUUAUAAGUGACACCAAACUUUUGAACGGUAGUGAGAUAUAUAGCUCUUACUGUACCUGACUGUUUCAAAUGUCACCCCAUGAUACUGGAGUGCUUUCAUUUAUUUCUGUAUUAGACAUUCUAACUCAUAUCUGCAGUAGCUGAGAGAGCAUCAUUGAUAAGAUGCAGGUUACGUUUGUUUACAAAUGCCUGUGACAGUUCACCCACUGACCAGUCAGCAGGUAUAUGUCUGUCUAUUACAGCAUUACAUGAUAUCAGUAAGUCACCAAGUGCUUGCACUCCAUAUUGCUUAGGUUUGUUCUUUUUGGAAAAGAGAGAAGUGAAAAUGUUUUUUGUAUCUUCAGUUCCAGGCUUUUGACUGACAUCUGAACAUGAGUGCAGUUUUGUUAUUGCACUGUCGAGGGCAACACUCGUCUGCAUGGUUUUGUGACGUGAUUUCAAAAUGGCUUGAUGUUUGAUGACUGCUCAUAGAAACUUGUAGAUACGUUAUCCUCUCAGGGAAGCUCCCCUCUUCUUUUUACUGUUCUUCCAUUUCCAAUUUGUGCGACUUGGUAAAAGCACAGUUAAGAAUAUGAAAAGGUAUAUUUAGGCUGGUAGUUUAUUUCUUUAGAAGCUUCAAAUAUCAUGUUGGUGGCCAGACAUGAUUUCAAAUGCAUACUGGACCGGUCUGUGCGAUAGACCAAAAAGCUGCAUAUAGGCCUAGUUGUUGUACGGAAAAGAGCAUACUCAAAAUAAUUUCAAACUUUAACGUUUUAACCUUUUCUGACCAAUAGACAUGCAGCAUCACAAAUGCUUGGUUAAUUAUUUUUUUGUUGAGAUGUUUUAAGUACAGAUUAUUUUAUUGUACUGUAUGUGUGCCAGAAAGGGUGAUAUGCUUCAUUAUGAAUGUACAUGAAUAGAGAUGAGGCCAGUAAUAGCAGACAACAUGCUUGUUUACAAUGCACUCAUGAGCCUGCAAUCUUCUAUGGCUCAUAACCCUAUCAUAAGAAUGUAUAUCAUAUUUACUUUGAAGAACUACCACCACAGGCCUGAUGGUUUUUUGUUUCGUAUGGAACUCGGUGCGAUCUGUGUGGCCUGUCCAUAAACAACCCCUAUAGCCUCUAACCUCCAGGCAUUUUUGUAGAUCUGUUUCUGGACAGGACUGUAGCUAAUCCCACCAGUCAAUGUAGGUCAAACAUACGAAAAGCGUUGCUCAUUAUCAAAACUGAUGUACAUUUCAAGAACUUCAGAAUUUGUAUGAUUCAACAUGUUUGUUUGUUUGUCAUAUUUUGGAAGGCCAAGGUCAGAAGCCAGUUUCUACCCACAACAUAUGUUUAAGGUUCUUUACGUGAUUGUUGUACUCAAGAUUGAUUUCUGGAUCAGAUUUUUCUUACACUUUAAGAAAGUUUCUUAUAGCUAUUGAAAUAAUCAAAUUGUGUUGUACCCUGUCUGAUGUGAUUGUGUGACAUUUGUAAAGAUUUAUUAACCGAUUCUGCUCAUUAAAGUUGUUUAUCGAUCCAUUAGACAA
This is a messenger RNA of Salvelinus fontinalis (brook trout), 7178 nucleotides long. RefSeq names its product CUE domain-containing protein 1-like. Gene Ontology annotation, molecular function: ubiquitin binding. The coding region runs from base 689 to 1912 and encodes 407 amino acids. The record is from RefSeq and is a predicted model, not a curated record. NCBI's taxonomy places the organism in Eukaryota, Metazoa, Chordata, Actinopteri, Salmoniformes, Salmonidae. The transcript has 10 exons.